CCUCUUUGCUCCUCCGUUUCGGCCUUUUCUCUCACUACAACAACAAAAACAUGGUUAUGUUCCUCUGGUUGGUCACCAUUAUCAGCUUACUGAGCGCCCGGAACAUCUCGGCAGAGUUUCAGAGAUUCGAACACCCCAUCAACGGUGAUGGAACGCUCAGGUUCUUGGUGGUCGGGGACUGGGGAAGAAAGGGAGAGUUCAACCAAUCACGUGUUGCGUUUCAGAUGGGGAGAAUUGGGGAGGCGUUGGAUAUAGAUUUUGUGGUGUCGACAGGUGACAAUUUCUAUGAUAAUGGGUUGAAGGGGGAGGAUGAUCCCAACUUUCUUCACUCUUUUGCCAACAUUUACACUGCCAACAGCCUCCGGAAGCAAUGGUUUGCUGUGCUGGGGAACCACGAUUACAGGGGUGACGCAGUGGCGCAAUUGAGUCCCUUUCUCAGGAAAAUUGACAGUAGGUGGCUUUGCUUGAGGUCUUUCGUUGUUGACGCAGAAAUUGGUGAAUUGUUUUUCGUGGAUACGACACCGUUUGUGAGUAAGUACUUCACAAAGCCAGGGCAUCAUAAGUAUGAUUGGCGAGAUGUGCUCCCCGUAAACAAGUACACUUCUCAACUACUAAAUGAUCUUGAAGGGGCAUUGAAGGAAUCAAGAGCAAAAUGGAAGAUUGUGGUGGGUCAUCAUCCCAUUCGAAGCGUUGGCCACCAUGGCGAUACCCAAGAGCUUGUCCACCGACUUCUUCCAAUACUUCGGGCGAACAAAGUCGAUCUCUACGUGAACGGGCACGAUCAUUGUCUUGAACAUGUCAGCGAUGACGAAAGCACAAUCCAAUUCUUGACAAGUGGAGGGGGCUCAAAGGCUUGGAGGGGAGAUUCUGACAAAGCAGACAGCUUGAAAUUCUUCUACGAUGGGCAAGGGUUUAUGUAUGUUCAACUUACACAAAGUAAUGUGGAGAUUGUAUUUUAUGAUGUGUUUGGUAGGGUUUUACACAAAUGGACUACAUCCAAGAUGGAGCUCGACACGUUUAUGUAGAAGUAUCAUGGAUCCGAUGGAUGAAUCAUUGAGUGCAGUAUGCUCAAACCAUCCAAACCCAUUGGAUGAAAAGCGAUAUUCAAUUUACACGGAGUCCUUUGUAGCUCGUAGUAGGUAUAUAUACAAGUAUGAAUAAUAAAAGUGCGACUCAAAUUUCCCUAAAGAGUUUAGGGUUUUAUAAUUAGUAGAGUGAGAACUAAGCUCUUUGUGGUUAGAUGUCUGCAUGAUGUAUUUUUCUACUAUAAUUGAGAGUGAGUAUUUAAA
Sesamum indicum (sesame) is the source of this 1289-nucleotide messenger RNA. RefSeq names its product purple acid phosphatase 17. NCBI's taxonomy places the organism in Eukaryota, Viridiplantae, Streptophyta, Magnoliopsida, Lamiales, Pedaliaceae. The record is from RefSeq and is a predicted model, not a curated record. Gene Ontology annotation, molecular function: acid phosphatase activity.